Centruroides sculpturatus (bark scorpion) is the source of this 3130-nucleotide messenger RNA. RefSeq names its product frizzled-4-like. The coding region runs from base 1229 to 2899 and encodes 556 amino acids. NCBI's taxonomy places the organism in Eukaryota, Metazoa, Arthropoda, Arachnida, Scorpiones, Buthidae. Gene Ontology annotation, molecular function: Wnt-protein binding; Wnt receptor activity. The transcript has a single exon. Gene Ontology annotation, biological process: non-canonical Wnt signaling pathway; canonical Wnt signaling pathway. The record is from RefSeq and is a predicted model, not a curated record. Gene Ontology annotation, cellular component: plasma membrane.
AGCCACGUGCCCUUUUUAAUCAUGCACAGAAACCACGAAGACGAAAAAGUAGUUUUUAUCUACAAAUACCAUGUGAUGCGGUCUAUAAUCCACUUUCACGUGCCAAACUUUAGUAGUGUUAACUGUAAAUCCAGCGAACUUAGCAAAUGUACGGCACAUUAAUGUUACUUAAUGAAACGUUAGUUUCCUGUCGAGUUUAAUCGCGUUUUUAUGCCGGAUCCGGAUCGAACAUGCGUUACACGUUCGAAACGGGCUUUAAAAACUGCAUUAUAUAUACAAAGCGUAAAAAUCUGAAGUCGUAAACACACCCAUAAAAUCCCAUUUAACGACUCGAUAACAGUCGAUCGACUAGUUGCUUUCGGUAUGCAUUUUCCUCCCUCCCUUUACUUUUUUUUAUCUGAAUCAUUUAAAAAAUUCCGCGCGAGAGGGGGAGGAAAAUCAUUCCUCCAUUUUUGAACUUUUUUUUAAAGUGUAUCAGAAGUUUCGGGCUGACAGAUAAACACUUACCAAACGAGAUCGGUAAAUAAUAGGCCUGCGCUAACGGUCCGGUUGAAGGGUACAUCGUUAUUAACCCGGCGUUGAGUUAUAAUUAGGCUGUCAUGGUAUGCAUGAUGACAUGUUUUUAGCCUUAUAUUUGCUUAGUAACACACGUAAUACCUAGAAAAUUACCGGUUGUAAGACGUGCCGCUUGCGCGGUGUUCUUUUUAUAAAGUGACGUCGUCGCACUGGUCCUCGUGCGUUGUAAGUCGUGCCAAAUCGUUCUUUAACGUCGGGUCGUGCACUGGCUACAAUUCGGCUCUUGCAUUUAUAAAAGACAUAAAGUCGUACCGGGUUUUUUAGGUAUUUCUAGUGGUGUACGGCGUGUGGAGAUUUUUAAAGAAGACCACGAUACGAACGAUCUCCUCCCCGUCGUAAAAAAAUAAUAACGACCGAACGUAGAGACCGUAAACUGUUUAGUUAACUACUUGGGACGCAUGGCCUCCGGCAUACAUCACCGGUCACGUGACACGCCAAGCAAUAUAUCAGAAGUCUCGUUAAGAGGAAGAUUGUGGGGUGGGGUGGAAGAAGGGUGUGGCCACGGCUCCAUCCCAUUGGCUAGUGAUAAUAGAUGCACGGACCGACCGGGGAGCAAGUUAAAAGUUGGUGCUCAGAGCCGUCCGAGGCGCCUGCCUGAUGUGACGCGUGGCUAUUCGUUUCGGUCCCCCUGGUACGGCUACAGUCGGCGAAAAUGUUUCCGCUGCUGUUAACCUUUCUGGCGGUUUCGGUUUAUGCUACGGAAAUGGCACCGAUGUGCGAGCCCAUCAAAAUCGAAAUGUGUAAGGAUUUGGGUUAUAAUGUCACCGGAAUGCCCAACUUAGUGGGACACGAACUUCAACAAGACGCCCAGCUGCAAUUGCAAACCUUCACACCUCUGAUACAAUACGGCUGUUCGUCCAGGUUACGUUUUUUUCUGUGCUCUAUUUACGUUCCUAUGUGUACGGAGAAGGUGCCACAGACUAUAGGACCUUGCGCUCCUCUGUGCGAGGACGUUAAGGCCAGGUGUCAACCGGUGUUACAGGAAUUUGGUUUUCCCUGGCCUUCAGCUUUAGAGUGUAGCAAGUUUCCGUCCGAAAACAACGACGUACACAUGUGUAUGGAGGGACCGGAACCGACGGGACAUGAUCAUCACCAACUUCACGGUUACGGUUCGAGACGCUUCGCCGAUCGAGGCAUUAACGUGCCUACCAAGCCUUCUUACAGGCAUCGUUACAGCCAACACUACGGACUGUGCAGUGGAUACAAAGUCGAAAGCUUCUACUACAUCAAUCGCACGGGGCGUUGCGCCCAAACGUGCGACGCCGAAGUGUUAUUCAGUCGAGACAACAAGAACUUUGCAGAGAUUUGGGUUACGGUAUGGUCCGGUUUGUGUUUCCUUUCCACGCUUUUCACCGUCUUUACCUUCCUCGUCAACUCCUCCAAAUUCCGCUACCCGGAGAGGGCCAUAGUCUUCAUAAGCGGUACGUAUAACGUUUACAGUGUUGCCUACUUUAUACGUUUAGUGGCGGGGCGGGAAGAGGUUUCCUGUCACGAGGACAGUCAGCACGGAGUGCCCAUCUUGAUCCAGGAAGGCCUGGAUAACAUCAAUUGCACCAUCAUUUUUGUUUUCCUUUACUUCUUCAGCAUGGCCAGCGCGGUUUGGUGGGUUAUUCUAACCAUCAUGUGGUUCCUCUCGGUGGGUCUCAAGUGGAACAACGAAGCUAUCCAACGACGUUGUACUUACUUUCAUAUGUUCGGUUGGUCACUCCCCACCCUGAAAACCAUCGCCAUACUAGUUUUGAGAGUGGUCGACGCCGACGAAUUGACCGGAACUUGUUACGUAGGCAAUCAGAGCCCCCAAAAUUUACUCGGUUUCGUCAUCGUCCCGUCAUUUGUUUACCUGAUCAUCGGUUCCAUCUUCUUACUCGCUGGACUUUAUUAUAUAUUAAAAUCAAAACACUCGCCGACUCUUCACACACACCACCGCAACAAUUGUUGCAAAGUGGAAAAAUUAGAUAUUUUAACCAUCAGAAUUGGUAUUUUUGCGGUACUUUACAUAGUACCGGCCUUGUGCGUGCUGGCUGCAAACUUUUACGAAUAUUACUCCAGGGAUAAGUGGCUGGCAGCGGGUUCCAACAGCAGGCCAAAUGUGGAAGUGUUUACGCUAGAGAUCUUCAUGUCGUUGGUGGUUGGCAUAACUACGGGGCUAUGGAUAUGGUCGAGUAAGAGCCCGUUGAACACAUGGAAGAAGUUUUAUAACAGAUUUAAUGGAAAAGAAAGGCCGAUGCCCAUGUACAUCCACAUGGUGCCACAGAAGCAACGGUUGGUUGUAGAUAGAUGCAAGAGGCCACUAAACAAAAGUGGCAACGAAACUACCGUUUAAACUAGCUCAAAGACUAAAAAGUGUAAACCUUUAACCAAAUGUACCAAUUUGUUCCUAUUCCGUGUACUUUUAUUAAUAGGUACAGUUCAUUUUAGAAAAUUUGUAUACGUGUACGUUUUCCGACGCCUUAAAAUUAGUGUGUUUACCUGUAAUUUAAAAAUAGCGCGAGAAUUAUAAAUAUGUAUAUACAUAUAUAUUUUUACAUGAAUUUUAAAUAAAUCAAUGUUAAGC